This is a messenger RNA of Mollisia scopiformis, 1168 nucleotides long. RefSeq lists its product as uncharacterized. The coding region runs from base 385 to 777 and encodes 130 amino acids. The transcript is spliced from 2 exons. The record is from RefSeq and is a predicted model, not a curated record. NCBI's taxonomy places the organism in Eukaryota, Fungi, Ascomycota, Leotiomycetes, Helotiales, Mollisiaceae.
AUAAACCUCCAAUCCUUCGACAAUGACGAGUGUGGACCCGGCUCAAACAUCAAAACGCGGUCGCUGCCAACUUUUGGACCUGAAAUGCAUGCGCAUCAGGGAUAUAUCAGGGAUGCUUACCCGAGCUGUGUAACCCUGCAGCACUGCGUCAUCCUCCACAUCCCAACCCAAUAUACAGGUAUUUGGCAGAGUUGCGGAGAGCAUUGAAACGAUGAUUACUGUGUGAGUGCUAUAAAGCAACGACAGGAUCGUCCGCUGGGAAUUUUCUAUUCUCUAUUCUUAAGAAAACUUUCAUCUCUCACCAAAGAAAACCUCACUCUUCUUCCCACCCACCAAAAUAUAUAAAUCUCACUCGAGAAAUAAUCCCCUCCCACCUCAGCAAACAUGUCAAACAACGCAACCCAAAACCAAGAAGUAGCCGAAGCCUCCGACGAAGAAGUCUACGCCCAAUCCGACGAAGAAGAAGCCUCCUCGGACGCCGCCCUCGUCCCCCAACAACAAACACAACAACAAGUAGCCCCCCAACCACGCCGGGGCCAGCGCCAACAACAGCAACCCAACGGGCUCCCACAGAUGUCGCAGCAGGUGCAGAACCCGCCGGCGCGCGCGCAGGGCUAUCGACCAGGCGCGAUACGGGAGAGCCGGAUUAAGGACCGUCCGGUUGCGAGUAGCGGCGCCAGUGAUAGUGCGUUGAAGAUUAAGAUUGAGUUGGAUCUUGAGGUGGAGGUUGAUCUGUAUGCGAGGGUUAAGGGUGAUGUUACGAUUGGGUUGAUGUAGAUUUUUGCUUUGCGUGGGCAUAAUGGGUUGGGAGUUUUUUGUUUGGUUGAGGAUUUAUAGGGUUAUCAUUAUUAUAGGGAUUCAAUGAAUGGUUUUUGGGAGUUGAAUGGUUUGGCUUGGUUUGGCUUUUGAGAUGUGAGGUGUUGGAGUGAGGUUAAGUGGCUCUCGUUGAGUUGUUCUUCUUGCGUAACCUUUGCAGAGCGUUGGCACCUAUGUAGGUGGUAUGCUAUACAGUUCCUUCUCUGAGUCUAUUUCUAAGUCUUGCACCUCGAGCUAUCCAACCCAUUGGAUCCGAAUAAUACCUCCUAGAGCAGAUCAGAUUUUGGGUCAGUCUUUGUUGUAUGUCUCAUUUUUGUAAUGAUUGAAAUUACAUUUUCUUAAUUAGCUAAGG